Molecule: messenger RNA, 690 nt
Organism: Wasmannia auropunctata (little fire ant)
Lineage: Eukaryota; Metazoa; Arthropoda; Insecta; Hymenoptera; Formicidae
Exons: 2
Coding region: 1-690 (229 amino acids)
Biological process (GO): DNA integration
Molecular function (GO): nucleic acid binding
Source: RefSeq, a predicted model, not a curated record
AUGGCAAACUACAUCCAGUACUUCAUGAGUAAAAAAACGUCAGAACAAGAAAGAAAAUAUUCCAGUUAUAAGCUUGAGGUAUUAGCUGUAGUAGAAGCCUUAAAGAAAUUCCAGGUCUACCUUUUGGGUAAAACGUUUAAGAUUAUCACGGAUUGUGCCGCAUUUUACAUAGACGAAAUUAUAAGGAAUGCACACAAAAGAGGACAUUUUGCCACCAAGCGGACUAAAGAAGAUGUAAAGCAAGAAUUCUUCAUCCCAAAUCUCCACUCUAAAGUUGAAAGAUGCAUUGCGAAUUGCGUGAAAUGCAUAUUAAUUAACAAAAAGUCAGGCAAACAAGAAGGAUAUUUACAUCCAAUAAGUAAAGGGAACAUUCCGCUACAUACCUACCAUCUGGGUCACUUAGGACCACUAAAGAUGACCCACAAGAAUUACAGACAUAUUUUAGUCAUUAUAGAUGCCUUUACCAAGUUUAUGUGGCUGUAUCCCACCAAAAUGGUGACAUCUAAAGAGACGAUCAAGAAGUUAGAGCUACAAAAAAGUGUCUUUGGCAACCUGAGUCGGAUUAUUUCUGACCGAGGCACCGCUUUCACAUCGGCCGAGUUCGAAGACUACUGUCAUAAUGAAGAUAUAGAACACAUUAAAGUUACUGUGGGUUUGCCAAUGGACAAAUUGAGAGGAUCAACAGGAUGA